UAUCAGUUUUAUUUUCACAGUUACAUUACUUAUCAAGAUGGCUGCCCCAGCAGUUGACAAUGCCAGAGAGAAAGCUCUCGCCGACUAUCGCAAAAAACUUCUGGAUCACAAAGAAUUGGAAGCAAGACUCAAAGAAAUAAGAGAAACCCUAAAAGAGUUGACCAAGCAGUAUGACAAGUCAGAGAAUGACCUCAAGGCUCUGCAAAGUGUGGGGCAGAUUGUUGGAGAAGUCUUGAAACAGCUGACAGAGGACAAAUUUAUUGUGAAAGCCACAAAUGGUCCUCGCUAUGUGGUUGGUUGCCGCAGACAGCUGGACAAGUCCAAACUCAAGUCUGGGACUCGUGUGGCUCUGGACAUGACAACACUGACCAUCAUGAGAUAUCUGCCUCGUGAAGUGGACCCACUAGUGUACAACAUGUCUGUGGAGGACCCGGGUGAUGUUUCUUUUAACCAGAUUGGAGGUCUGGGAGAGCAGAUCAGGGAGCUGAGAGAGGUGAUUGAGCUCCCCUUGCUGAACCCAGAGCUGUUCCAACGUGUGGGCAUCACCCCACCCAAGGGAUGUCUGCUCUAUGGACCACCUGGUACAGGGAAAACACUUCUGGCUCGAGCUGUGGCCAGCCAACUGGACUGCAACUUCCUCAAGGUGGUGUCCAGUGCCAUUGUGGACAAGUACAUCGGAGAGAGUGCUCGGCUCAUCAGGGAGAUGUUUGCCUUUGCCCGUGACCACGAGCCCUGUAUUAUAUUUAUGGAUGAGAUUGACGCUAUAGGUGGAAGAAGGUUCUCUGAGGGCACGUCAGCAGACAGAGAGAUCCAGAGAACUUUGAUGGAGUUGUUGAAUCAGAUGGAUGGCUUUGAUGCCUUAGGCCAAGUGAAAAUGAUUAUGGCCACCAACCGACCAGACACGCUGGAUCCAGCCUUGUUGCGACCCGGACGUCUUGACAGGAAAAUUGAAAUCUCCCUACCAAAUGAACAAGCUAGACUGGAAAUUUUAAAGAUUCACGCUAACCCCAUAGCCAAGCAUGGAGAAAUUGAUUGGGAAGCUGUGGUGAAACUGUCAGAGGACUUCAAUGGUGCUGAUUUGAGGAAUGUCUGCACAGAAGCUGGUAUGUUUGCCAUCCGUGCUGAACGUGACUACGUGGUGGAGGAAGAUUUCAUGAAGGCUGUCAGGAAAGUUUCAGACAACAAGAAACUGGAGAGCAAGCUGGACUACAAACCUAUUUAAAGUGUAAGCCUCUUACAACCAUCUAGGGUUUGUCAUGCCUGAUUCGAUUGACUUUUCAUGAGGAAUGUUUGAUGUUUAUGAGCAUGUGUUUCUAGACUUAUCUGUUGUGUAGUUAACACAAUGAUGUCAAAUGAGCUUUUUUACAUAAAGUGUAAUGAAAGGAAUGUUUAGCUAUUCAUCAUUUGCAAAAUCAUUUUGAAAGGCAUUGGUAAUGUUCAGCUUUUGACAUCUAUGAUGAAAGAAGGAGAGUUUUGCCAUACCUGGUAUAUGUUUGCAAACUAAAAAAGUGUAACAGAAGAUGAGAUUGUUUUUCCCCAUUUGUAUUUAUCUUGCUGGAGAAGAUUUCUCAACUCUACAAGUUAUUUGUCAGAAUUCUAGAUUUGAAUAGCGAUACACUGAGCGCUCAUUGCAUUAUUCAACUUGAAGAUUUAUUUUCAAUAAUAGAUUUCUGAAUCAAAUAUAGAUGGCAGUUUGUGAAAUAUGUGCAGAAACAUUUUUUUGCUCCAUUCUACAAAUUUCAGUCAUUGUAAUUUGUAUAAAAUGAAUGUUGUAUGUUAUGUGUGUAUGGAUGAAUUAGUUUGGUGCGUGGCAAUUGUGAAUGUGAAUAUGUUUGAAAUAAAAUACAAUCUCUUCCACAA
Messenger RNA from Aplysia californica (California sea hare), 1860 nucleotides. RefSeq names its product 26S proteasome regulatory subunit 10B. The record is from RefSeq and is a predicted model, not a curated record. Gene Ontology annotation, molecular function: ATP hydrolysis activity; proteasome-activating activity; ATP binding. The transcript has 12 exons. Gene Ontology annotation, cellular component: proteasome regulatory particle, base subcomplex; cytosolic proteasome complex. Lineage: Eukaryota; Metazoa; Mollusca; Gastropoda; Aplysiida; Aplysiidae. The coding region runs from base 38 to 1222 and encodes 394 amino acids. Gene Ontology annotation, biological process: positive regulation of RNA polymerase II transcription preinitiation complex assembly.